Mandrillus leucophaeus (drill) is the source of this 759-nucleotide messenger RNA. It is a transcript of the gene IGLON5, whose product is annotated as IgLON family member 5. Lineage: Eukaryota; Metazoa; Chordata; Mammalia; Primates; Cercopithecidae. The record is from RefSeq and is a predicted model, not a curated record. The transcript has 6 exons. The coding region runs from base 1 to 759 and encodes 252 amino acids. Gene Ontology annotation, cellular component: neuron projection.
AUGGGUGUGGCAGCACGUGCAGGAGAUGUCUUUGUCCGCAAGGACGUGCGUGUGCACAUGUGUGCAGGGCUGCUCUCCCAGAGCCUGGAGUUCAACUCUCCUGCCGACAACUACACGGUGUGUGAAGGUGACAACGCCACCCUCAGCUGCUUCAUCGAUGAGCAUGUGACCCGCGUGGCCUGGCUGAACCGCUCCAACAUCCUGUACGCUGGCAACGACCGCUGGACCAGCGACCCGCGGGUGCGGCUGCUCAUAAACACCCCCGAGGAGUUCUCCAUCCUUAUCACCGAAGUGGGGCUUGGCGACGAGGGCCUCUACACCUGCUCCUUCCAGACCCGCCACCAGCCGUACACCACUCAGGUCUACCUCAUUGUCCACGUCCCUGCCCGCAUUGUGAACAUCUCGUCGCCUGUGACGGUGAAUGAGGGGGGCAAUGUGAACCUGCUUUGCCUGGCCGUGGGGCGGCCAGAGCCCACGGUCACCUGGAGACAGCUCCGAGAUGGCUUCACCUCGGAGGGAGAGAUCCUGGAGAUCUCUGACAUCCAGCGGGGCCAGGCCGGGGAGUAUGAGUGCGUGACUCACAACGGGGUUAACUCGGCGCCCGACAGCCGCCGCGUGCUGGUCACAGUCAACUAUCCUCCGACCAUCACGGACGUGACCAGCGCCCGCACCGCGCUGGGCCGAGCCGCCCUGCUGCGCUGCGAAGCCAUGGCGGUGCCCCCUGCGGAUUUCCAGUGGUACAAGGAUGACAGACUGUGA